Messenger RNA from Rotaria sordida, 414 nucleotides. The record is from the annotation of a GenBank genome assembly. NCBI's taxonomy places the organism in Eukaryota, Metazoa, Rotifera, Eurotatoria, Philodinida, Philodinidae.
AUGAACAAAAAAAACAGUUCCACUCAACAACAACAAACUACAGCCAUUGCUGAUGCUAGUACCUGUGAACCUGUUACAAAAAGACGUAAACGUUUUGGAGAAGAGUUUGAGACAGGUAAUAUCAGUGAUGAAUUUGACGACGAGCAUGAUGAUGAAUUAAGCAAAUAUCUUAAGCAACGCAUUGAGGUCGAUUCAAUCGACGAUAAUCCUUUAAAGUUUUGGUAUGAACAUCGAUUCAUUUAUCCAAUAUUAUCAAAACUUGCUCGAUCAAUUUUCUCAAUUCCAGCUACUACAGCUAAUGUCGAACGCCAAUUUAGUGCCGGCGGUUUGAUGGUCAACUCUAGACGUACUCGUUUAAAUCCACAACAAAUAAACAAUGCAUUGUUUAUUCGUUCAGUUAAAAAAAAUGAAUGA